AUGCAUCCAGAUUCCUGGUUCAGACGCCCUAAAAAAGCACCAUUUCUCACAGCACCCCUAUUUGAGAACACUCCCCUUAGUAUCAAGUCUAGUAUCGGAAUUCUUGGUGUCAGUAUUUCUGAUGACAUUCAGUUCCGCUAUCAUUUGGAAGGCAAAGCUACACUAGCUUCCAAAAAAUUGGGUGUCCUAAAUAGAGCGAAGCAGUAUUUCAGGCCUGAACAUCUAUUACUACUUUACAAAGCGCAAAUACGACCUGAUAUGGAAUACUGCUCCCAUCUCUGGGCCGGGGCACCACAAUAUCAGCUCCUGCCACUUGAUAGCGUGCAACGAAGAGCCGUCAGAGUUAUUGGCAAACAAGCACUUACCGAUCGGCUUGAUCCUCUGGGUUUACGACGAGACGUUGCAUCGUUAUGCGAUUUCUAUCGUCUGUAUAAUGGGGAGUGCUCUGAGGAGUUGUUUGAGCUGAUACCUGCCGCGGAAUUCCACUACCGUACCGCACGGCAUAAGACCAAGUUUCACGCUCAUCAUUUGGACCUCUGGCGCUCUAGUACGGUGCGAUUUACCCGCCACUUCAUUCCGCGCACAACCAAAAUGUGGAACAGCCUGCCUUCGGCGAUAUUCCCGGACGCCUAUGACAUCGAGGCAUUUAAAAAGAGAAUAUACCUCCACCUCAAAAAGUCGGCAACACAUCUUCGGACACAUCUGUAG
Molecule: messenger RNA, 708 nt
Organism: Colias croceus (clouded yellow)
Lineage: Eukaryota; Metazoa; Arthropoda; Insecta; Lepidoptera; Pieridae
Exons: 2
Coding region: 1-708 (235 amino acids)
Source: RefSeq, a predicted model, not a curated record